CGAGCAGCGGCGAGCUGGAAUAUGGCUCUCUCCAGAGGUUUGAGAUGCUGUCAAAGGGUUUUCUCCUGGAUACCUGUCCUUAUAAUAACCUCCGUGGUAUUGUGGUCAUACUACGCGUACGUCUUUGAGCUAUGUCUUUUUACACUCACCAACACGUUGGAAAAAGUGGCCUAUCUACUGGUAUUUCAUGUUUGUUUUGUGAUGUUCUCAUGGACCUACUGGAAGUCCAUAUUUACCCCACCUGCAUCACCAUGCAAAAAGUUUCAGCUGUCAUACUCAGACAAACAGAGAUAUGAGAUGGAGGAGAGGCCAGAUGCUCAAAAACAAAUCCUGGUUGAGAUCGCAAAGAAGCUGCCCAUCUUUUCUCGAGCUCAGUCUGGAGCUAUCAGGUUCUGCGACCGCUGCCAGGUACUGAAGCCUGACCGCUGUCACCACUGCUCAGUCUGUGAAACAUGUGUCUUGAAGAUGGACCAUCACUGUCCCUGGGUAAACAACUGUGUUGGCUUUUCCAACUACAAGUUUUUCCUGCUUUUCCUCUCCUACUCCAUGCUGUACUGUGUAUUCAUUGCAGCAACAGUCUUUCAGUAUUUCCUCAAAUUCUGGGUGGGGGACUUGCCAAAUGGGCCUGCAAAGUUCCAUGUCCUGUUCCUCAUGUUUGUGGCGCUCAUGUUCUUUGUCAGUCUCAUGUUCCUCUUUGGCUACCACUGUUGGUUGGUGGCCAAGAACAGAUCCACUUUAGAGGCCUUUUCAGCUCCAGUAUUUGUCACUGGACCAGACAGAAAUGGCUUCAAUGUUGGCAUACGCAGAAACCUGCAGCAGGUGUUUGGAGAGGAUCGAAGGCUUUGGUUCAUCCCUGUCUUCACAAGCCAAGGGAACGGCCACUACUUCCCCUUGAAGAAUCGGAGUUCUGAGUCCCACAACCCCUUAUUAGCUAAUGAGGACAUGUGGGAGGAGUCGGAUGAUGGCUCUGAGGACGGAAGCCUGGCUGAGGACCGGGACCCCUCUGUUACCAUAGAGAUGGAGGAGUAGCAAUUUUAAUGUAAGGACAAUUAACACAGGUACAGAGUAUGUACAUUAACAUUGCACACAUUGUGUACCAUGAGGCAAAUGCAUUCCAAAUCAAGUGGAUGUUCAAACACUAUAAAAAAUCAGAAGGGGCCAAACAUGUGGAUGAAAGCCUGCUUUUGGAUUGUCAUUGCCACUUAAAUGUGUGUGUUUUACAUAAUGAUGAAUAGAGCAACUCAGUGGACAACCAAUAGCAUCACCUCUUCUCUGAUGGACAAGAGUAUCAGUAUGAUUCUGAAAAAAACUUGUCAAAUAUUACCUUGCUUACAAAAAGGCAACUGCUAUUUACCAUGGGUCAUAUAUGUAUUCCCGUGGUUGUUCAUCUCAAGAUACUGGCUUCUGUGAGGUUAUAAAUAACUGUAAAGUGGGAAGCUUCUGUCUGGCACUGUACUGCCUCUAUUUCACUGUUGGGCCUUGAGUUUACAGUGUUGCACCUUUUUAGCUUGCUCUGUGCAGAGUAUCUAAAUUGACACCCAUAAUGCUCCAGAGGUCUCUUGCAGUGAUUCAGUUGUCUGGCCCCUACUAGUCUGGGACUUGAAGCAUAUGAACAUAAGAUUUUACUUUACUUUUUACAAAGAACAUAAGCGUAUUCUAAUACCUGAUUUAACCUCCGCCUUAUUGAUAUAUUUAUUCUUGUGCUUGGGGAGUCUGUUUCUCCUAGAAUGUAUCUAGCACCCUGCUUGUGAAUACACUGUGCCAACAUUUUGGGCACCUAUUUACAGAAAAACCUUUCAUAUUAUGCUUGAAGGGAAUAUUUUACCCCCCAAAUGACCAAUAUCAUUAACUACUCACUCAGGCUGCACAAUUAUAACAAUAAAUUUAACCAAUACUGAGAUCACAAUUAUUCAUUUGCACUUUUGCAUUUAAAUGGAGCCAUGCUUUUACUUUUAUGUUUUGCUACAUUACUGCUAAUGUAAUUAUGCAAACUAGUUUUUUCUUCACCCGAACCUAGGGCAUCUCUGAGAAGCAAAACUAUGUAAAUAACAUUGUUACAAAACUUUUUACCCAGAAUUGAAUCGUGGUACGUGUGUAGUGGCAUGACAGCUCUUCAAAAGUGGAGGCUGGCUGUUAGUUCAGGAAGCUCCUGAUUUUAUAUGCACCGAAGUUUUCUUUGAGCGGAGCAUGCAUUUUAAAAGUCCGCAUCACAGUCACUCAUAUUAUUAAAUUAUGGGAAGCCAAAACUGUUAUCAUGAUUAAUAUUUGAUUGAAUCCUGCAGCCCUAUUAAUCACCCUGCGUUGCAUUGAAUUUGUGAAAAAGAAGUCACAUAAUAACACAAAGUAACUGAUCAGGGCAGUAGUAGAUCAGCAGCUCCCAUGUUCAGCGAGGAUAAAUUAAUGUUUUUGUCAAUGUAGUCUGGCUUUGAAGAGAGCAUUGAUAAUUUUCACUUUCAGGUCAGUUCUCCAUCAGAAAGAACCAGCUCUUUGGACAGUACUGAGCAUGCAACUGGAUAAAUGAGACUUAAGAUUAUACCUCAAGAGUAAUGUGAGUUUGUAAACUGACUUUUUGAUAUAUUUUUGCUGUUUUUAAAAAGCGGAUCCCUAUGACUUCAAAUCAUCAAUGAUUUUCUCAGUUUCUGGAUUCUUGUUCGACAUGGAAACAUGCAAAAAAAAACCUUUUUUUCUCUGCAAUUCAAUGUCACAGAGCGAGUAAUUGAUGUACAAAUGGUCAGUUUGUGGGUGAAGUAUUCCUAAAAUAGAGUACUUCAGCAUUUUAUCAAGUUAAAAUGCCAUUACCGAUGACAGUAAUAAAAACUAAACUAGCAUACAUCUGUAGCUGUGGUUCACAGCUGCAGCUCAUUGGUUGAGAUUGCGACAUUAUUUUCAAGCACAGAGUAUUAAUGGCAGACUUAAUAUAAUAUUUAUCAUUUUUCAGUGGAGUCAUAUCCUGAAUAUAUACUGUAUAUCAUGACUGGAGUUAUGUUGGAUACAUGGCUGAUAAAAAAAUGCAGUGAUUAGUUUGGUUUUAAGGUUUGGGAUGACCAUAUGAGACAUACUGUGAUAGAUAUAUUUUUAAAAUUAUCAAUUAUCAAUAUCAAUGUUGUUUUCUACCACAUAAUCCAUCCUAAGAAUGGUAAGACUUCUAUGUGGUUGCAGAGUGAUAGGAAAGUGAAUUUCAUCAAAGUCACAAAACAAUUUGUAGGAGAGGACAUAGGUUCUUCUGUGUCUGUUUUGAUCGUUUUAAACAUGCAGAUA
Molecule: messenger RNA, 3258 nt
Organism: Plectropomus leopardus (leopard coralgrouper)
Lineage: Eukaryota; Metazoa; Chordata; Actinopteri; Perciformes; Serranidae
Gene: zdhhc15b
Product: zDHHC palmitoyltransferase 15b
Molecular function (GO): palmitoyltransferase activity
Source: RefSeq, a predicted model, not a curated record